CCUUCCUUACUACGUAUACAUUUUUGGAAGGAAGGAAGCGCCUACAGGCCCUAUUAUAAGGGUCACGUGGCCUACAGAAGCCCCUUUGCCUUUCUUCCUGAACAUUGAGUAGGAGAUCCCGAGCACAAUGGACAACGACUCCAAAGAACCAGAGCAGUUGCGGAAGCUGUUUAUUGGCGGGCUCUCGUUUGAAACCACAGACGACACGUUGAGGGAGCAUUUUGAGCAAUGGGGGAAAUUAACCGACUGCGUGGUAAUGAGAGACCCACAUACAAAAAGAUCCAGAGGGUUUGGGUUUGUGACUUACUCUACUGUACCUGAAGUAGAUGCUGCAAUGGCUGCUCGGCCGCACAAAGUUGAUGGCAGAGUAGUUGAACCAAAAAGGGCGGUUUCCAGGGAGGAUUCUGCAAAGCCUGGUGCACACCUGACCGUAAAAAAAAUAUUUGUUGGUGGUAUCAAAGAAGACACAGAGGAAUAUCACUUGAGGGAGUACUUUCAAGAAUUUGGCAAGAUAGAAUCCAUUGAAGUCAUGGAAGAUCGUCAGAGUGGGAAGAAAAGAGGAUUUGCCUUUGUUACCUUUGAGGACCAUGACACUGUUGAUAAAAUUGUUGUUCAAAAGUAUCACACCAUAAACGACCAUAAUUGUGAAGUUAAGAAAGCACUUUCAAAGCAGGAGAUGCAGACUGCUUCACAAAGAGGUGGUCGUGGUGGCAGUUCAGGCGCAUCCAUGGAGCGUGGUGGAGGUUAUGGAAGUGGAGGCAGUGGUGGAGGAAACUUUGGUCGUGGUGGAGGAGGAAACUUUGGAGGAAGAGGAGGAUAUGGUGGCAGCAGAGGUGACUAUGGUGGCAGUGAUGGCGGAUAUAAUGGAUAUGGUGAUGGAGGUGGUUUUGGUAGUCGUGGCUAUGGAGGCGGCUCUGGUGGUGGCUAUGGCGGAGGCUCUGGCGGCUAUGGCAGAGGCUCUGGUGGCUAUGGUGGAGGUGGGUCUGGAGGUCCCUACGGCGGAGGCUCUGGAGGUUAUGGUGGCAGCUCUGGUGGCGGCUAUGGAGGUGGCAACUCUGGAGGCAGCGGCUAUGGAGGUGGCAGCUCCGGCAGUGGCGGUGGCUAUGGAGGUGGCAGCUCCAGUGGUGGCUAUGGAGGUGGCAGCUCUGGAGGCGGCGGCGGCUAUGGAGGUGGCAGCUCUGGAGGCGGUGGCUAUGGAGGUGGCAGCUCUGGAGGCGGCGGCGGCUAUGGAGGCGGCAGCUCUGGAGGCGGUGGCGGCUAUGGAGGUGGCAGCUCUGGAGGCGGCGGCUAUGGAGGUGGCAGCUCUGGAGGCGGCGGCUAUGGAGGUGGCAGCUCUGGAGGCGGCUAUGGAGGAGGAUCUGGUGGCCAAGGUGGCGGCUAUGAAGGCUACAGUGAAGGCAGUGGUGGUGGCGGCUAUGGUGGUGGCAACUAUGGCAGCAGUGGAGGUGGCGGUGGAGGCAGUUACAAUGACUUUGGAAACUACAGUGGACAGCAACAGUCAAAUUAUGGUCCUAUGAAAGGUGGCAGCUACAGUGGUAGGACGUCUGUUAGCCCCUAUGGUGGCAGUGGAGGAGGCGGAGGUGGUGGUGGAGGAGGUAGUGGCGGUGGUUUUGGAUCUGGAAACCGAAGGUUUUAGUGUUGGAAAAGGCUACAGUUCUUAGCAGGAGAGAAUGAGCGAGGAGUUGUCAGGAAAGCUGCAGGUUACUUUGAGACAGUCGUCCAAAUGCAUUAGAGGAACUGUUUUAUCUGCCACAGGAGGAACGAUGACCAUAGUCAGAAAAAUAACUGCAGCUUAAACAGGAGAUCUUUCUUGUUCAGGACUGUUUUCCUCUAGCUACAGAUGCAAAAAGUGCAGCUAUUUAAUGCAAAUAGUGUCUGUUAGAUGUACAUUCCUGACGUCUUAUCUGUUAUAGUUAUGUCUUUAUUUUUUCAUUGCAUCAGGUAUAAUGCCCAUGUAAAUUUUGUGGUAGUGGUACCAGGAAUAAAAACGAAGAACUUUUUAACUUUUUAA
This is a messenger RNA of Protopterus annectens (West African lungfish), 2011 nucleotides long. RefSeq names its product heterogeneous nuclear ribonucleoprotein A3-like. The transcript has 11 exons. NCBI's taxonomy places the organism in Eukaryota, Metazoa, Chordata, Ceratodontiformes, Protopteridae. The coding region runs from base 128 to 1636 and encodes 502 amino acids. The record is from RefSeq and is a predicted model, not a curated record. Gene Ontology annotation, molecular function: RNA binding.